Camelina sativa (false flax) is the source of this 736-nucleotide messenger RNA. Its product is annotated as mitochondrial import inner membrane translocase subunit TIM14-1. Gene Ontology annotation, molecular function: ATPase activator activity. The record is from RefSeq and is a predicted model, not a curated record. Gene Ontology annotation, cellular component: PAM complex, Tim23 associated import motor. Gene Ontology annotation, biological process: protein import into mitochondrial matrix. Lineage: Eukaryota; Viridiplantae; Streptophyta; Magnoliopsida; Brassicales; Brassicaceae.
GUUUAGUCCCAUUUGGUUACAGCAGCCAUUGGAGAGCUCUGGAGGCACCGGUGAGUCACCCACCAGUGACGGCUUUACAAAACCAACUCUGAGAAAGCGAUUCCAAAUCAAUCUGUGGAUGAAACGAAGAAUCCCAGAUUUUUGAAUGGCGACACCAUUUAUAGCGGGGGUUGCGGUAGCUGCGACUGCACUUGCUGGUCGAUAUGGAAUCCAAGCAUGGCAAGCAUUCAAGGCAAGGCCACCAAGACCCAGAAUUAAGAAAUUCUACGACGGCGGUUUCCAGCCUACAAUGACGAAAAGGGAAGCUGCUCUUAUUCUUGGCAUCAGGGAGAAUGUAGCGGCAGAGAAGGUGAAGGAAGCACACAGGAAAGUAAUGGUAGCAAACCAUCCAGAUGCAGGUGGUAGCCAUUUCCUAGCCUCUAAGAUCAAUGAAGCUAAAGACGUGAUGCUAGGCAAAACUAAAAGCAGCGGAUCCGCAUUUUAAAACCUCAAGCAAAGAAGACUCCGUAGAAUCCAUCUCUCUGUCUCUACGAUUUUGUUCUAGAACUGCAUUGUCAAAUUGUAUCAUAAAUUAUACCAAUAAGCCUUAUUGUGUGGGUCUGUUUGUUGUGACACUGAAAAAAAUCUUUUCGUUUCACUUGUUGUUGUGGUCGUUUCUGAUAAGGGCGUUCGAGUCUUUGUUGGAUAUAUUUUAAAAUCCAGUAAUAGAAAUUUUAGUACACGUGUCGGGUGGCUC